CUCUAAUUGUCUUAUUUAUUGCUCAACAUUACUGGUUACUUCUCGAGCUUCCCCAUACACGUGGAUAAUGUAAGGACGCGUACCUUUAUGGUUAGGUUUUUCGGUUUUAAAAUCAACCCCCUGGGGAUUGCUACCGUCUAGCCCUGUCGGAACCCGACACUCGGUCGGCAGAAAACUUUUGACAGUUUUUCUAAUGUUUUUUUCUUCUCCCGUUCAUCCACCAGGGAAAAGACACGAGUAACAUUUUGUAUUUUUUAAGAAUUCGACAAAACUGACUAGCAAAGAUCCUUCCAAGUGUUUCCAAUCGAUCAAACUGCAUUGAGAGAGACACGAAGAGCCUCUCAAAUUUGUACCAUCAUUUUUUAAUAAGAAUCUAAAGCUCACGCUAUUAAUAAUAUUUUUGUGGAAUAAAAAAAAAAUCGAUUCUCUACAGCUUAUCUUAAAUUUUGGUUAAUCUAUCAUCUAAAUCAUCCCUCUCUCCAAGAGCUGAGAAUUCAAUUUACUAAUUGAAUAGCAUUCAGGGGCGUAGAAAGGGAUAUGCUGGGGGGAGCACGAAGCCCCGCCAGUGGGUUGGGUCUACUGGGUAUCCACCCAGAUCAUAAACUUAACUCGUGUAAACACUUGUGGUACGGAGAUCCAGAGCUCGAUCCCACAUCAGUGUCAUUUCGGCAGCACCCACAUACGCGCACGCGUCAUUAGAAACCCCAUAGAAUUUUGAGAUCAACUCUCCGUACCCCUGGGGCCCUCGUUAGGAAGGGUUGUGACAGUCUGUGGUGUCUAUUGUGUACUGUGGAUAACCGUAACAAUAUAUCAUUCCGUGAGAGUGCACCGUAAAAUUUAUAUUAAAAAAAAAAUAUAAAUUAUAAAACAUGCUUGGUGGAUACGAAGCUCAGGCGGAUUAUUAUCCGCAGUGGCAUCAACCUUAUAAUUACGUCACGCAACUUCCCUACGGUCCAAUGGGUAUGGAUACGGAUGGACAGUCUGGAUACUGGUGCGCCGAUUCAGGUAUCUCUGGAGGAAGUUCAGGCGCCGGAAGUCCAGCAGCUUCCACCCCGCCGCUCAUAGAAGAGAUUGGUAUCCAGGAUUCCCAUUUCUCACCGUCCUCCUCAUCAUCGUCUCAUUAUACCAAUCAUCAACAGUACGCUCAUCCUAUUGGAAGUCAAUAUUCCAGUAUGGUUUAUCCACAAGCGACGGAUACUCUGGGGAGACAAGAGUACCAAUCCAAUCCCGUGCUCCAGCCUGGCAGUAUCCAGCAUCUCCACGGUGUCCGCGAGGGGAUGAUCGUGAGGCCCAAAAGGAGAAACACGGCAAAUAAAAAGGAACGGAGACGGACGCAGAGCAUAAAUAAUGCAUUCGCUGAUCUCAGGGAUUGCAUUCCAAAUGUACCUGCUGAUACGAAAUUAUCAAAAAUCAAAACGCUCAGAUUGGCAGCAUCCUAUAUUGGGUAUUUAAUGGCCGUACUGGAGAGCGACGAGGGCGAAGAGCCGCAGACUUUUAGGGCUGAAAUAUUGUCGAAUGGACGGCGAAAUAAGGCCCAGCAGAAUCCGAGCGAAACUUGCACUCAGAGCACAUCGAGUUCAAUCCUCGAGGAGACGUCAAAGGGCAAAGGUCGCACAGGAUGGCCUCAGCACAUGUGGGCCUUGGAAUUAAAGCAAGAACCGCCAAAUCAGAUGCAAUGAAAAUGGAAUAGCUAUUAGAAAUAUCAGAACCAAAAAGAAAAUUAAAAAAGGAAAACGAUCCGGUACCACUGGUGACUUAAUACCAUAAGAAAUAUACAAGGAUAUCCGUAAUUGUAUAGAUGAAUGAAGCAUGUAAAUAGUUUGGCGUAUUCUUAUUAUCAAGAUAUACAUAUAUAAUGUAAAUAGAAGGGUUAACCAGAGAAUAAGAAGCGCCCGAUAUUCGUAUGUCGCCCGUACACCAAAGAGUAUUAAUUUCCACGUGGGAUCCUGAUGAAGGAUAGGUCACAAGUCAGGAAAUAAUCUGAGAAAUUGACACGCUAUUAUUAGGACUCAAGAAAUUCGACUUUACCGCGUUAAGAAUAAGAUUUGUAAAGUUUUGUAUAAAGAACGAUAUUUCCAGCCGAAUAAGGAUGAUAAUAAAAGUGUACAUUAAUUUA
This is a messenger RNA of Cephus cinctus (wheat stem sawfly), 2116 nucleotides long. RefSeq names its product heart- and neural crest derivatives-expressed protein 1. The transcript is spliced from 5 exons. The record is from RefSeq and is a predicted model, not a curated record. NCBI's taxonomy places the organism in Eukaryota, Metazoa, Arthropoda, Insecta, Hymenoptera, Cephidae. Gene Ontology annotation, biological process: regulation of transcription by RNA polymerase II; developmental process. Gene Ontology annotation, molecular function: DNA-binding transcription factor activity, RNA polymerase II-specific; RNA polymerase II transcription regulatory region sequence-specific DNA binding; protein dimerization activity. Bases 870 to 1679 code for a protein of 269 amino acids.